This is a messenger RNA of Drosophila innubila, 526 nucleotides long. RefSeq lists its product as uncharacterized. The record is from RefSeq and is a predicted model, not a curated record. Gene Ontology annotation, cellular component: mitochondrial outer membrane. Bases 25 to 423 code for a protein of 132 amino acids. Gene Ontology annotation, biological process: autophagy of mitochondrion. The transcript is spliced from 2 exons. NCBI's taxonomy places the organism in Eukaryota, Metazoa, Arthropoda, Insecta, Diptera, Drosophilidae.
UAGUUAUGUUGAUGGGACCGAGAAAUGGAUGACAGUCGAGUGAUAAAAUCAACUGUGAACAAACUAGGCGACCAAUCGCCGUAUUUACAAAUUGCGGUUGGAGCUGGAGGCGGUUUUGUUACAGGAUUUGUUUUGCUAAAGGCUUGUAAAAUUUUGGCCAUUGUCGUCGGUGGCUCCAUUUUAACCAUCGAGCUGGCAUUGCAGAGUGAGAUCAUCACCAUUGAAUGGGGAGGCCUAAUCCGGCGAUUCGAAAUGGAGGAAGGGGCGGAGACGACACCACCUACACCAUGGCAAGGUCCUGGAACUCGGGCUCUUCCUUUCGUGAAUGAUCCAUAUAGAAAGUUGAAGAAAUCUUUAAUCAAUAGCGCUCGCUUCUCUGUAGCAUUUCUUGGUGGAUUCUUGCUGGGCAUGGGCUUUUCAUAAAGCAAAUAAUUAAUUAUAUUAUAUAUACAUACAAGUACAUUUGUACGUUGUGUACUACAACACAAUCGUUUAGAAAUUUAAUAGAAAUGUACUCUCUCGCACU